Messenger RNA from Prosopis cineraria, 1789 nucleotides. Its product is annotated as U-box domain-containing protein 9-like. Gene Ontology annotation, cellular component: cytoplasm; nucleus. Bases 126 to 1535 code for a protein of 469 amino acids. The record is from RefSeq and is a predicted model, not a curated record. Gene Ontology annotation, molecular function: ubiquitin-protein transferase activity; protein binding. Gene Ontology annotation, biological process: protein ubiquitination. NCBI's taxonomy places the organism in Eukaryota, Viridiplantae, Streptophyta, Magnoliopsida, Fabales, Fabaceae. The transcript has 2 exons.
UGAAACAGAGUGCGAGCAUUCCCACUGACUGAUAUUCUCUGCUUCUCAAUUCUCUGAACCAAAUUUCGUUUUUCUUUUGUAUAAAAAUUCAAAGCGACGGCACCGAUCAUCUGCCGCCAGAUCGCAUGGCAAAGUCUGGCGUGGCGGCGGUGGACUCUGAUCCAGCGGUGGCGACAAAGGUGUUGGAAUUGAAGAAGGAAUUGAACAGGUUGGUGAACUCCAUCAUCGACGAUGAUGAUUGCAGCAUACAAACCAUUGAUCAAGCUAAGGAAGCUCUUUCGACUCUUAAGGACCUCAAGCUUCGAAAGAGAUCGUCAUCGUCACCAUCUUCACAAUCUUCGUCGUUUAAGCUAAGCAAAAAUUCUGGUUUUCCAGAAGAAUUUAAGUGUCCUCUUUCUAAGGAAUUGAUGAGAGAUCCUGUCAUUGUGGCAUCUGGAAAGACAUAUGAUAGACCCUUCAUUCAAAAAUGGCUGAAAGCUGGGAACAGAACUUGUCCUCAAACCCAACAAGUCCUCUCACACGCUGUCCUCACUCCAAACCACCUCAUAAGGGAAAUGAUAGAACAGUGGUGCAAGAACCAUGGGGUAGAAUUAUCCAACCAACUUGAGUGUAUUUACAAUGAGGAAGACAUAAUAACAAAAGCAGAUCACGAUCACUUUCAUUCUUUGCUUGAGAAAAUGUCCUCAUCAUCACUUUCUGAGCAGAAAGCAGCCGCAAAAGAGCUUCGCUUAUUGACAAAGAAGAUGCCUUUGUACAGAACACUCUUUGGUGAGACUUCACAUGCCAUUUCUGAGUUUCUCAAACGAGUCUCUGCAAGCGACUCUUUGAACAACAUUCAUCCUGAUCUCCAAGAAGAUGUGAUCACAACACUUUUGAACAUCUCAAUCCAUGACAACAACAAGAAGCUUGUCGCGGAAACUCCUAUGGUGAUUCCAAUUCUUGUGAAAGCCUUAAAAUCGGGAACUAUAGAAACUAGAAGCAAUUCUGCAGCUACCCUUUUCACUUUAUCUGCUCUAGACUCAAACAAAGAUCUCAUAGGAAAAUCUGGAGCCUUGAAGCCGUUAAUUGACCUCUUAGAAGAAGGGCAUCCCUUAGCCAUGAAAGAUGUUGCUUCAGCAAUUUUCACCUUGUGUGUGGUUCACGAGAACAAGGCAAGAGCAGUGAGGGAAGGGGCAGUGAGUGUUAUAUUGAGGAAGAUCUCAAGCCGGGUUUACGUGGACGAAUUGCUCACAAUCCUCGCGCUGCUCUCAAGUCAUCAAAAGGCUGUCCAGGACAUGCUAGAUCUUGGAGCUGUUCCUAACUUGCUGAGCAUCAUGAGGGAGAGCAAUUGUGAACGAAACAAGGAGAACUGCAUAGCGAUUCUUCAAACUAUAUGUCAGCAUGACAGAGGAAAAUUGAAGGAGAUAAAAGAGGAGGAGAUUACCUAUAGAACUAUCACUGAUCUUGCAUUGAAUGGAACUUCAAGGGCUAAGAGAAAGGCUAGUGGAAUUCUUGAGAGGCUGAAUAGGGUUGUUAAUAUUACACACACUGCAUGAUAGUAUUGUUGUUACUGUGUAUAUUCUGCUUCUCUGUUUUUCUCAGGUUGAGUUGUUGAAAGUUGGAAAAAAAAAAAAAAAGUAAAUUUGUGUCUCACUAAAUUUUGUAAAUUCUUUGAGUCAAGUCAUUCCCAUGUUCAGGAGCUAUUACUUAUUAGCAUCUCAAUAAAGUGAAUCCAAUGCUCUUUCCCUCCAAAUGUUUAAGAAACCUUGUAGAAGGAAUAAGCUUAUAAUACAGUUCAAUUAUUCUUUUA